AAUAAUAACAUAAGUUAAUUUAAACAAAAAAAAAUAUCUUAUCAAAUAUGUAUUUAUAGUGUUUUCAUGUCCUCGGAGACCAAAUAUAGGACGUGAAGGCAGGCCAAUUGUCUUAAGAGCUAAUCACUUCCAAAUAACAAUGCCACGUGGUUAUGUGCAUCAUUAUGAUAUUAAUAUUCAACCUGAUAAAUGUCCUCGUAAAGUUAAUAGAGAAAUAAUAGAAACAAUGGUUCAUGCAUAUACCAAAAUAUUUGGAACUCUUAAGCCUGUAUUUGAUGGAAGAAAUAAUUUAUAUACAAGGGACCCCUUACCUAUUGGUACUGAUAAAAUAGAAUUAGAAGUAACACUGCCUGGUGAGGGUAAAGAUAGAGUUUUCAGAGUUGUGAUAAAGUGGUUGGCUCAAGUUUCACUAUUUGCAUUAGAAGAAGCUUUAGAAGGACGAACAAGACAAAUUCCAUAUGAUGCUAUACUUGCUUUAGAUGUUGUAAUGAGGCAUUUACCAUCUAUGACAUAUACUCCAGUAGGUAGAUCAUUCUUUAGUACACCAGAUGGAUAUUAUCAUCCAUUAGGCGGUGGAAGAGAAGUUUGGUUUGGUUUUCAUCAAUCAGUUAGGCCAUCUCAAUGGAAAAUGAUGUUAAAUAUUGAUGUAUCUGCAACUGCAUUUUAUAAAGCACAACCUGUCAUAGAAUUUAUGUGUGAAGUAUUAGAUAUUCGAGACAUAGGAGACCAAAAAAGACCUUUAACAGAUUCUCAACGAGUUAAAUUUACCAAAGAAAUUAAAGGACUAAAAAUUGAAAUCACACAUUGUGGAACAAUGAGGCGAAAAUACAGAGUGUGUAAUGUUACACGUAAACCUGCUCAAAUGCAAUCAUUCCCGUUACAAUUAGAAAAUGGACAAACAGUUGAAUGUACAGUUGCAAAAUAUUUCUUAGAUAAGUAUAAAAUGAAGUUACGUCAUCCAUAUCUUCCAUGUCUUCAAGUUGGACAGGAACAUAAACAUACAUAUUUGCCACUUGAGGUCUGUAAUAUUGUUGCUGGGCAACGUUGUAUCAAAAAAUUGACUGAUAUGCAGACUUCUACUAUGAUAAAAGCUACAGCUCGUUCUGCUCCAGAUCGCGAAAGAGAAAUAAAUAAUUUAGUUAGAAGAGCUGAUUUUAAUAAUGAUUCAUAUGUUCAAGAAUUUGGUUUGACAAUAUCAAACAAUAUGAUGGAAGUUAGGGGUCGUGUUCUACCUCCACCCAAACUUCAGUAUGGAGGGCGCGUAAGUUCCCUCAGUGGACAGACAAAACAACAAGCUAUACCUAAUGGUGGUGUUUGGGAUAUGCGUGGAAAACAAUUUUUCACGGGUGUGGAAAUUAGAGUUUGGGCAAUUGCUUGUUUUGCUCCACAAAGAACUGUACGAGAUGACGCAAUACGUAAUUUUAUAGCACAAUUACAAAGAAUAAGCAAUGAUGCUGGGAUGCCAAUUAUUGGGCAACCAUGUUUUUGUAAAUAUGCUACUGGGCCAGAUCAAGUAGAGCCCAUGUUUAGAUAUUUAAAAGCAACAUUUUCAUCAUUACAACUUGUUUGUGUUAUAUUACCUGGAAAAACGCCUGUAUAUGCUGAAGUUAAAAGAGUAGGAGAUACAUUAUUGGGUAUGGCAACACAAUGUGUACAAGCAAAAAAUGUUAAUAAAACAUCACCACAAACGCUGUCAAAUUUAUGUUUGAAAAUUAAUGUAAAAUUAGGUGGUAUUAAUAGUAUUCUAGUACCUACUAUUAGACCAAAAGUAUUUGAUGAACCUGUUAUAUUUUUUGGAGCUGAUGUGACUCAUCCACCUGCUGGAGAUAAUAAAAAACCUAGCAUAGCUGCAGUAGUUGCCAGUAUGGAUGCACAUCCAUCUCGAUAUGCAGCUACUGUUAGAGUUCAACAACAUAGACAAGAAAUUAUUCAGGAACUUAGUUCAAUGGUGAGGGAACUUCUUCUUAUGUUUUACAAAAGCACUGGAGGAUAUAAACCACUCAGGAUAAUUCUUUAUCGUGAUGGUGUCUCAGAAGGCCAAUUUCUUCAUGUUCUGCAACACGAGCUAACUGCCAUUCGUGAAGCUUGUAUUAAACUUGAAGCUGAAUAUAGACCUGGAAUAACAUUCGUUGUCGUCCAAAAGAGACAUCACACUCGCUUAUUUUGUUCAGAAAAAAGAGAUCAAAGCGGUAAAAGUGGAAAUAUACCAGCGGGUACGACAGUUGAUGUUUGUAUAACGCAUCCAACUGAAUUUGAUUUUUAUUUAUGUAGUCAUCAAGGUAUCCAGGGCACGUCACGACCAUCACAUUAUCAUGUUUUGUGGGAUGAUAAUCGUUUUGAAAGUGAUGAAUUACAGUCUCUAACUUAUCAAUUAUGUCAUACAUAUGUCAGAUGUACGAGAUCUGUUAGUAUACCUGCACCUGCAUAUUAUGCUCAUCUCGUAGCAUUCCGAGCCAGAUAUCAUUUGGUAGAAAAAGAGCAUGAUAGUGGAGAAGGAUCUCAUCAAUCUGGCUGCAGUGAAGAUAGAACACCAGGUGCAAUGGCAAGAGCUAUCACAGUUCAUGCAAAUACAAAGCGGGUUAUGUACUUUGCAUAAUUCUCUUUUGAAUUUUUCUUAUACACAUGCAAUUGAUACAAAAAAUAUUAAUCAUCAUAUCUUAUGGGGAUAUUUCUAAACUAUUUAAAUAUUAGACAAUCUUCUUGAGUGGUCAAUUUUUUUUUGCUUAUUUUUAUAAUCAAAUAUGUCGAAAAUAUAUCUAAAAUAUGUCAAAUAAUUUUUUAUUAAGCUUGGUUUUUUCUUUUUUUAUGUUCUAUUUAAUAUAUUAUCAAUUAGGUUUUAGGCAAAUUUUCUAACAUUUUAGUAAGUAGGUAUUAAAAGAGGUGCUUUUAGUUAAUCAUGUUUUAGAUUGAUGCAGCUUGACCGGUGUGUCGUUUUGCGAUAAAGAUCACACGAAUAAAUAAUAUAAGAAAUCAGCUGCCGUGGAUAUUACGCUUAUUUCUUUUUUUUAGAGGUUAAAUUUCCUCUAGCAUUUGUAGAAUACAAAAAUAUCACAUUAAAACAUAAAUUCAUGAUUGUAUAAAUCGCUUUGCAAGACUGUUAUCUUGUUGUUUAUAUGUAAUUAUAUCAUUUGAUCAGUCAUUUUUUAUAUAUAUAUAUAUAAAAAAAAGAAAAAAAAAAAGAAAAAAAAAAUUAGAUUUCCAAGUCAUAUAAGGAUAAAAUAUUAGCAUGUAUAGCCUAUCUUCAUGCUUAGCAUAUUUGUUAUUAUGCAACUAUGAUUCUAUCUUAUGACACUAUGAUUCUUUAUAAAUAUCAUAUCUUUUAUGUCUAUCAUAUUUAUCAUAAGCAUUAAAAAAUUUGGCCACAUCAAGUAAUGAAUUGCCAAUCAAGAAAAUAUAUCUAAUUUAAUAUUAUAAAUUGAAAAUCCAGAAGUGUUGUUUUAUUCUAUUUGAUUUAGUUGCACAGGUACUAUUUUUUGCAUGUGGAACAAGAAUUAUGAUGUAGCUUGAACUGUGGUACUUUAUUCAUAUCAACUAUACAUUAACAUAACAUUUUGACAAAGGUAAAUGAAUAUAUACCUUUUAUCUGGUGUUUCAAAUACGCAACAUUAUCUCUUCAGGCAAAACAAGUACUUUUAAGUGAAAUGUUUAUGGCAUUAGAUUCGGGUUGAUAACUAACGCCCCAUUAACGCAGAAAAUAAUU
This is a messenger RNA of Apis dorsata (giant honeybee), 3700 nucleotides long. RefSeq names its product protein argonaute-2. Gene Ontology annotation, molecular function: RNA binding; protein binding. Lineage: Eukaryota; Metazoa; Arthropoda; Insecta; Hymenoptera; Apidae. The transcript is spliced from 10 exons. The record is from RefSeq and is a predicted model, not a curated record. The coding region runs from base 140 to 2596 and encodes 818 amino acids.